Messenger RNA from Pimephales promelas (fathead minnow), 1265 nucleotides. RefSeq names its product actin related protein 2/3 complex subunit 5 like b (gene arpc5lb). NCBI's taxonomy places the organism in Eukaryota, Metazoa, Chordata, Actinopteri, Cypriniformes, Leuciscidae. The record is from RefSeq and is a predicted model, not a curated record. Gene Ontology annotation, biological process: regulation of actin filament polymerization; Arp2/3 complex-mediated actin nucleation. Gene Ontology annotation, cellular component: actin cytoskeleton; Arp2/3 protein complex.
ACCUUUCAUAUUAAAUAUGCAGCCCUGCAUCAUCGGUACACACUGAAACAGUUCAUGUGCUGGUGUAACGAGGUGAACGCAACCCAUUUUGACUAAUCUAUUCGUCCAUCUUUGGAUCUAUUUUUAAAUGUGGUGUCUCUGACGUCGACUAUAACCAGAGACUGAAAUCUCCCAUCGGAGCACAGACGCUGUUACAGCACACGGGACCGCUGGUGAGUGACACUGGCCCCGAUGGCCAAGAACACGCUGUCUUCGCGCUUCAGAAAGGUGGACAUUGAUGAAUUCGACGAGAAUAAAUUCGUGGACGAUCACGAUGAGGCUGCAGACCAGCAAGGACCUGAUGCGGCGGAAGUCGACAAUCUUAUCAGGCAAGGGGACAUGAUGGCAGCCCUUCAUAUUGCUCUGAGGAACCCUCCAAUCAACAGCAAAAACCCUGCAAUAAAGGAAAGAGCUCAGACUGUGGUAUUGAAGGUUCUGACAUCAUUUAGGGGCAACGAUAUAGAGCCCGCUGUUAAAUCUCUCGACAAGAAUGGAGUCGAUCUUCUUAUGAAGUAUAUCUACAAAGGCUUUGAGAGGCCUGUAGAAAAUAGCAGUGCCAUAUUGCUGCAGUGGCAUGAAAAGGCAUUUGCCAUUGGAGGACUAGGCUCUAUUGUUCGAGUUCUGACAGCCAGGAAGACUGUAUGACUACCUGAGCCGACCUGGAAGCAAUGUCGCUAAGAGACGCAGAGGACAUGAGACAGGUUUGCCUGUUACUUAAAGGAAAGAACAAGAGACCAUCGUUUUGAAUGCUACUGCCCUGAUGAAAAAACAAAGUAAAAAAAAACUGUAAACGGUAGAGAAACAACAAAGCACUUGUUUCGAACUGAAAAAAAUAUGCUUGUGUAAAAGAGAAGCAACGUUCAUGUCAAUGUAUCAUAAAUUAUUCUAUGAUAUACUGGCAUCAAAAAAAGUUUUCAAUCCGACAUGGUUUUUUGAGGGGAAAAAAUGGAAAACAAAACAAUCCCGGUGUACGUGCUAUGAGUCAAAUGUGGUGAAUAAAGAUCAGGUGAGUGUGAGCAGCAAAUGUGUGUCAGUACAUGAGGUUGUUAUUUUAUUAGUUAGAUUUAAUCAAUGUUUUAUUUUCUUAUUUUAUUUCACAUCUUUUGUCCCAUACUGCUUUGUUUUUGUGCAGAGAUUUAAUAAUGGAAACAGUGAUGUACACCAAAGGGGUAGAGUGGGGAUCAUUGUAAAGUGCCUGCUACAAUAAAGUAAAUGGAUCUCCUUUA